Messenger RNA from Alligator sinensis (Chinese alligator), 2138 nucleotides. It is a transcript of the gene SYT9, whose product is annotated as synaptotagmin 9. The record is from RefSeq and is a predicted model, not a curated record. Gene Ontology annotation, molecular function: phosphatidylserine binding; calcium ion binding; clathrin binding. The transcript is spliced from 7 exons. Gene Ontology annotation, cellular component: dense core granule; membrane. Gene Ontology annotation, biological process: regulation of dopamine secretion; regulation of calcium ion-dependent exocytosis; cellular response to calcium ion. Bases 28 to 1569 code for a protein of 513 amino acids. Lineage: Eukaryota; Metazoa; Chordata; Crocodylia; Alligatoridae.
CUCCGCUCACAAGGAUGCUGGGGGGCGAUGCCUGGCGCCAGGGAGGACGAGAUCUGCCAGACCGCGCUGCAGCUGCUGGCCGAGCUCUGCUCCAUCGGCGCCGUGGAGAGCGAGCACUGCCGGGACUUCGUGUACUACCUGCGGGACAGAGCCCGGCCCCGCCUCGCGCACUCGGAUGUCUCAGUAAGCUUGCUAUCCUUAGUUGUCACAGCCUGUGGACUUGCUCUGUUUGGUGUGUCUCUGUUUGUGUCCUGGAAGCUUUGCUGGAUCCCUUGGCGAGAACGUGGCCUGCCUUCUGGAAACAAAGACAAGCAGGAUUCGCUGAACUAUACAGACACAGAAACCAAUGACCAUGAAUAUAGCGAGGAUUACUUGGGACAGCCUACUUCCUACCCAGAGUCUUCCAUGAAAAUUAGCCACACUUCCCCUGAUAUUCCAUUAGAUGCUCAAGCAGGGACCAAGGAGAACUGUGUACACAAUGUCCGAAUGCAUCGCCAAAUCACAGAACCAACUUCUUCUGCUCGGCACAAUUCAAUCCGAAGACAGCUCAACCUUUCAAACCCAGACUUCAACAUCCAGCAGCUUCAAAAACAGGAGCAGCUGACUGGGAUUGGACGCAUUAAACCGGAGCUGUAUAAGCAAAGAUCAGUGGACACUGAUGACGGGCGGAGAAACAACAGCAAAGCCUGUGGGAAGCUCAACUUUAUUUUGAAAUAUGAUUGUGACUUAGAGCAGCUGAUUGUAAAAAUUCACAAAGCUGUCAACCUGCCAGCAAAGGACUUUUCUGGGACUUCAGACCCUUAUGUGAAGAUCUAUUUGCUUCCAGAUAGGAAAACAAAACACCAGACUAAAGUGCACAGAAAAACCCUAAACCCAGUAUUUGAUGAAGUUUUCUUAUUUCCUGUUCCAUACAAUGACCUGACCACAAGGAAGCUCCACUUCUCUGUGUACGACUUUGACAGGUUCUCCAGGCAUGACUUGAUUGGCCAAGUGAUAGUGGAUAAUUUUUUAGAUUUGACAGACUUUCCCAGGGAAUGUAAUAUUUGGAAGGAUAUUGAAUAUGUCACCAAUGACAACGUGGAUCUUGGUGACCUGAUGUUUUCACUCUGCUACCUUCCAACAGCUGGUAGACUAACUAUUACCAUAAUAAAGGCAAGAAAUUUAAAAGCAAUGGACAUAACAGGAGCAUCAGAUCCUUAUGUGAAGGUUUCUUUAAUGUGUGAAGGAAGGCGACUAAAGAAGAGGAAAACUUCCACUAAGAGGAAUACACUUAAUCCUGUUUACAAUGAAGCCAUAGUCUUUGAUGUCCCUCCGGAAAACAUUGACCAAAUUAACUUGUCGAUAGCUGUUAUGGAUUAUGACCGUGUAGGUCACAAUGAGGUCAUCGGAGUGUGUCAAGUAGGCAACGAUGCAGAAAGCCUAGGGCGAGACCAUUGGAACGAAAUGCUCUCGUAUCCUCGGAAACCCAUUGCUCACUGGCAUCCGCUUGCAGAGUGGGUUGGGCAAGGAACUACAGUUGGAAGCACUCCAGGGUCCUGCAAUUCUCUGAAAGGACCUCCCUCUCCUUGAAGGCACGUGAAAUGUACAAAUCCAGAUGGCAGUGAUGGACCUCACUCAGGAAGGAUAACUUCAGGAAUACCCAUCCCAGCUACUAAGUGUAACAGCCCUGGCACAGACGGGAAGAACACAGAGGGGACUGGAAGCAUCCAGGUUGUUCGUUUUCCAUUUUUCUGUUUUUUUCAGUUCCUCUUAUCCUUUGGCCAAACUUAGGCAUCCCUAAAACUGGAAUUUUUUUUUCAGCUGCAUGCUGGACAGUUGUCAUUCUUUUCUUUUUUAACACUCAUUGCAAAGGUGUAUAAAGAGAACUGUGUUGUUUUGAUAUAACUUUGAUUUUACUACACAUGAACAUUGUAUUAUACUUUACUCUUUCUUGUUCAAUGAGUAGUCCUGGUAUAUCUGUGUUUCAUGUCUAAUUUUGGAGAGUAGAGUCACAUCUUUAUCCAAACUCUCUCCGUUAGGUGGACUUUAUCUUUGUUCAGUAGAGGUAAUGCAUGAUUCUUUUGCAGUAAUGGUUGAGGGAUAAAAUAAAUGCAUUUAAAUUUCUUAAUUUUAUAAAAAAAGUAUAACAUUCUUCUAAA